This is a messenger RNA of Anisakis simplex (herring worm), 1827 nucleotides long. The record is from the annotation of a GenBank genome assembly. NCBI's taxonomy places the organism in Eukaryota, Metazoa, Nematoda, Chromadorea, Rhabditida, Anisakidae.
AUGUCUGGAAAAUGGCGUUCGGAUCGAUGCUCGAUCACAUCGAUCAGUACGGAUCAGUGUUCUCAGCAAACAAUUUUGAUCGCUAUUCUCAAACUGAUCACAACACAACCAACGCUGCUGAUACGUCAGAGAGUAAUCCAAAGCGAAGAGGAUGACUGUAUCGAAGGAGUUGUGUCCUGUUUGGUGCUGCUCAUCGACCAUCCACUCGUGCAAACCUACUGUAUGCAAGCGUUACUCUCUCUACAUUCCGUGAUUCCACAGUGGAGUUCUCAAUCACCUGAAAGAGCGCUACGUACAUUCUUUUCAGUCAGUUCCCAUAUGCUAUUCUCGGUGUGUCAGAAACUCAUUCACUUUCAAAUUAGCAACGCUGAAAAUGUCAUCACAUGGUUAAAAGCAAUCAUGGAACGACGUAUCGCUUACAUGCGUAGCAAUUCGGCAAUGAUCACUGAACAGAUUAUCGAUACGACCAUGACUGCGCAGUCAUUUGUGAUGUGUUUUCUGUAUUUAUGGAGUUGUGACUCAGAUUUAGUGCUGUGUUGCUUCUCAUUGUUUGCGCUGAACGCAGUUCAAAUCUCAUUGCUGCCACCAUCGUCGUCCUCGGUGGAUCCACAGAUCUCACAACAUCUCUCGUCCACAUCCAACAUCCACACCACCGGUCGAAUUGCACUUCAGAAAAGUGUUUGCCGACGAUUGCGAACACUACCCAAAUCGAACACUGCAGUUCAUGAGGCUUGGCAUGAGACGUAUCGUAUUUGGGAAUUAUUUACGACUAGUUUCAUGUCAUCAUCAAGAGAGCAUUUCGAUGCCAUUGAGCAAUUGACUCAUAUCGUUGCCAAUACGGGCGCAAAUGGCGAUACAUCACAGGCUGCCAUUGACGUCUGGGCGAAUAUGAGCGCUUUUCUUUCGAUGUGUAAAAAUGUGAAAGAGAUAUUGAGCAAUGAAAUCGAUCACAGUCUCGAUCACUUCAUAUUGCAUAUAAUCUCGCUGAAUCUGUCCGCGUAUUCAUCGGAUGGAGUGUUCGUUGAGCACAUCCUUUAUAUUCUCUCGAAUUUGCUCGGAAGACGAUCGGCAGUCGCGUUGAAACACGAAAACACCGUGCAUAUCAUUACGGCACUCUUAUCAUACGGUGAAGAAGUGUUGCCGCAGAGUGAGGAACGUCUGGUGAUAUUCAUUCGUAAAUUCACAUUUCUACUGUGUCUGAUUUUGAGUGGAAGUAAUUCACAGAAGAUGAAUAGUAGCAUUCAAGCAAGACUUCUCGAAUACUUAACAAAUUCAUUGGCAUCUCUAAUCGCACUUCCUUCUUCACCUUCCAAGAGUGAAGCUCUCCUGCACUCGUUGAGAGCACUGACGAAAGUGCUCAUACUGGGCGCAAUCCCGCCGUCUUCCGCAACAUUUAACAGGCUAUAUUCGUUGAUCGUUGAUGUGCAUGCACUGCCCGAGGUCAGUGAAAGAAAUUCACCGAGACGGAGAAGUGACACAAAAGUAUCGUCGAAUGAUCCAAAAAUAUCCGACGCUGCGUUGUCAGCGUUGGCGCAACUUGUCAAUUGCAACAGUGAACUUGGCGUCAAUAAACUUGCUGAGAGUUGUUGGAAUAGCGAUUCGAAACGUCUUGGAUUUCUAUUGGAGACGCUUUGUCGUGUUCUCAAGCGUCGGAGUUCUGGUCAUGGCACAGAUUUUGAAUUGAGAAGUCAACAAGCUGAACUUCUGAAGUUGAUAACGUUAAUUACGGACGAUGGCAAUUUACCUGUUGUCAACUGCCUAUCGAAUGCUCUUCCAAAUGAGUGUAUUGUAAGUUGUAGUAAAGAGAUUUGCAUGACACUGGGUUGA